This is a messenger RNA of Theobroma umbraticum, 1821 nucleotides long. NCBI's taxonomy places the organism in Eukaryota, Viridiplantae, Streptophyta, Magnoliopsida, Malvales, Malvaceae. The record is from RefSeq and is a predicted model, not a curated record.
AUGGCUCUUCUACCCCUCUUAGACCCACCUGAGCUCGGCCACCUAACCCCACCAAAGCCACAAGCCCAAACCACCACCGCAAAUAGCUUGCCUUCCAUGGGCUUCACUGAAAAUAGGUCAACCACUUUUCUUUCCUCAAGCAACCCUUGCCUCGACUUGUUUUUCCAUGUGGUCCCUAACACCCCACCUAAAUCUCUCAAAGAGAGGCUCUCUCUAGCUUGGGCCCACAACCUGUUAAGCACUCUUAAACUCAUCUAUAACCUAUGCAGCACACGUGGCACUGUGAAAUCUGAAAAGGAAGGGUUUUACACUGUAGCGUUUUGGCCCAAGCACCAUCCCAAAACCUUUGCUUGCAACAUGGAUUCAUUUGCUGAUUUCGGCUAUUUCAAGGAUCUCCCUGAGAUCCUUUACCGUAUACUUGAAGGUUCCGAUAUUAGGAAGAUUCAAAAGGAAGAGUGGAACUAGAGAAAAUUCAAUACAGAGAAAAAAACAGAGGGGCAAAAAUCCAAUGUACUUGAAGAAAUUAAAAUGUUAAAUGUUGUUGAAAAGGCUAAAAUUGAGAAGGAAAAUGCAAGUGCUUUAAGGAAAGAGAAGAAGAUUGCUAUGGCCAAAAAAGCUCUCGAGAGAUACUCUCGUGACUCGGAUUUUAGAUUCCUAUGCGAGCAUGUCUCUGAUCUUUUUACCUAGUGUCUUAAAGUUAAUAUAAAGUCGAUGAAAUCUAGUCGAUCAAGGAAGGUUGGCCUUGCUGUUAAGUGGUGCCUUUCCAUUGACUCUUCUUUUGAUAAAUUUACUUUGCUUUGUGAAAGUAUUGCCAAAAAGAUGUUCCCUCAUGAGAACUACCCCGAAUAUGAAGGCAUCAAGGAAGUGCUUUAUGCUUACAGAGCUUGUGAUUGAUUAAGGAUAGAAAUGCUGGUGCCACUUCGUAAAGUUUUGGAAUUGCCAAAGGUGUAUAUUGGUGCAAACAAAUGGGAUUCAAUUCCCUAAAACAAAGUAGCCUCUGUGGCUAUGACGUUUUACAAGGAAAAAUUUUUAAAGCAUGAUAAGCAGCGGUUUUCUAAGUAUUUGGAGGAUGUGAAGGCUGGGAAAUCCACAAUUACCGCUGGUGCAUUGCUUCCUCAUGAAAUAAUCGCCUCGUUGGAUGAUAACGAUGGUGGAGAUGUUCCAGAGCUUCAUUGGCAAAGAAUGGUUAAUGAUUUACUACAAAAGGGAAAGCUGAGAAACUGCAUGGCGGUUUGCGACGUUUCUGGUAGCAUGAGUGUGAUACAAAUGGAGGUUUCUGUUGCCUUGGGAGUAUUGGUCUCAGAUCUAACCGAGGAGCCAUGAAAAGGGAAGCUUAUUACUUUCAGCAAAAAUCCUAAACUUCAAAAAGUUGAAGGUCAAAAUUUGAAGGAAAAAACUCGUUUCGUGAGGCGCAUGGCGUGGGGCUUGAACACUGAUUUUCCACAAGUGUUUGAUCUUAUCUUGAAGGCUGCUGUCCAAGGCCAACUGAAGCCAGGACAAAUGAUUAAAAGGUUGUUUGUGUUAAGUGACAUGGAGUUUGAUUAAGCAUCAGCAUCUCCCUGGCAGACUGACUGUCAAGUUAUAGUGACGAAGUUUACUGAGAAAGGGUAUGGCGACGCGAUUCCACAAAUUGUCUUUUGGAAUUUGAGAGAUUCGAGGGCUACACCAGUUCCUGGGAGUCAAAAUGGGGUGGCUUUGGUUAGUGGGUUUUCAAAGAAUUUGAUAAAGAUGUUCUUGGAUGAAGAUGGAGAUAUAACCCCUGCUGUCAUGGAAGCUGCUAUUUUGGGUGAGGAGCAUCAGAAAUUGGUCGUUCUUGAUUGA